Racocetra persica is the source of this 737-nucleotide messenger RNA. The record is from the annotation of a GenBank genome assembly. Lineage: Eukaryota; Fungi; Glomeromycota; Glomeromycetes; Diversisporales; Gigasporaceae.
CAUUAAGGGAACGACACUCCAACCAUUUUGAAUCCGGUAUGCAGUGUUUUCCUUACGACUUUCCAGGUGCAAGGUCAUAUAAUCUUUAUUCAAACCAACAAAAAGAAAAACAUGAACAAGAAUAUUUAAAGAAACCACCGGCUAAAAGAGUAAAUUAUAAAAAAUUACAGGUUACUAGUCCUUUUGAACCUGGAUUUGAGGCACUGGUCGGGAUUGAGCCAACGAAAGAUGGUAAGGACACACCACAAAUAGGCAUUAAACAGAAACUAUGGUUAUUUCGCGGUGCAAAAAAUAUCAAACUCCUUGAAACAUAUUGUCUUCCUACUUGUUCCGAUAAUGUUGAAGAUUUUUUGGUGAAAUUUAAGGCACAAAUUAGGGAUUCGUUUGCGAAACGUGGGGUUUCCUUAUUUCCUGAAUAUAGCGAUUGCUGGAAUCUUGAACAAACUUUGGUGAAUGUUAGGAUAAAUUUAUUGGCAAGAGGGUGUCCAAAAUCGAAUGCUAUUAUUUACAAGAUUGGAAAAAGAGAUGUUUAUCAAAAGUGGGAGAAAAAAAUAACAAACAAUAGGGAUCUUUUAACUGAUGACAUUGACGAUAAGGAUAUUCCAUGCGUAGAUGACAUAAUUGGAUAUAUAACAACCGGUCAAUUUUCUUUUAGCCAAGGGCAUGGAUUUGGAAUCGGAUGUUGUUCUGUUGUCAAGUGUUUGGAAAUGAUCAAAGUAGAACGAAGGUAUAUUUAA